AUGAACGCUGCCAGAGGAGGAAGAGGAGAAGCAGGAGGACUGGGCUCGCUGCAGUACGUCCACAACACUCCGGUGGACUGCAAGGUCCGCUGCUCAGAGUUCAUGCAGUUUGCGGAGGUGGAGAACCUUCAUGACUUCUACAGCUCGGAGCAGCGCUUCAUCCACACUCAGGACCAGAGGGGCUUCUACAUCGUGUACGACGCUGCUCUGAAGGACCUGGAGGAGCUGAGCAACGAGCUGCUCCUCGUCGGUUCACACUUCAUCAGGACGAACAGGAUCAGAGGAGCCGGGAAAACCGAGGAAAGGUCGACAGCAGACGUCAACACUUGGGCUGGGAAAGAUAUCGACCGGGCUGCUGUGCUGCUCGACUUGUGGACGUGUGAGACGGAGUUCUUGGAGAGCAAAGUCCAGCUCUUGAACUGCUACUAUGAGGCCUACCAGCACGCAGCAGGCACUGAGGAGAGCUUUUCAUUGGCUCGAGUCAUCACUGACAUCAUGCACCGGAGGCCUCAGUUGGACUUGGACCACGGUUACUUUGUCGACACCUACAGGGCCGAGAUCAGCUGCCUGCAGAACCACCGGCAGCUGAUCCGAGACGUUCUGGAUAAUCAGAUAAAAACACAGCGACAGUAUCUUGAUCGCAUCUGGAGAGACGACCGCAAAGGCUCUUUCAGCGACUACGGCCUUCCACCAAACUACGCUCCCAAACAUCUGGUGUCACUGGGAGGCAGCAGCCCUGCACUGAUGAGCGUUUUCCUCCUGGAGGUCCACCCGUCCCUCUGUCUGGCCUCUGCAGUCUAUCAGGCUUUAACUCGGGCUCACGCUGAACUCUGUCAGCUGCAUCGAGCCACGAGCGUCGCCGACAAACUCCACCUGCAGCAGAAGCUCCUGCGUCAGGCUCUGCACAGCUGGAACAGCCUGCCUUCAGCUGGAGCCUCCUACAGCUCGCAGAUACAAAAAGAUUUGUUCUCAGAUGUGUUUGUCGACGACCCGGUUCUGGUCCAGAAGUUGGGCCUGUCGGUGGUAAAACGUGCAGAGGAGAAGGACAUGAAGCAGGGACGAGAGAAGCAGCUGCUGGCUGUGGAGACUUUCAUCCAGCUGCUGGAGCUCGUCACCGUUAGACACCGACUGCUGGAGGCAGCGUCAGAAACUGCACAUCUGGCACAGGAGGCGUUUCUCUCCUCCGGCGAUGUCGCUUCGUACCACAGUGUGAGUGACAACAUGGCGACGGCUCUGCCUCUGCUGAGCGACAGCAUCCAGACUGAUGUGUUCGGUCUCACGCUGCCGGUUCCUCAACCUCUGGAGGCUCAGAGCAGCCAGGCGCAGACGAUGUAUCCGUGGAGAAGUUUCAUGGCCUGUCACGGACUGAUGCCUCUUCAUGUUUGGGAUGUUCCUCCUGUUGAAUACUGCAUGCAGCUCUGCCUGAGCGGUCUGAGCGAUCGCAGCCGGCUGCAGGCCAACGCUGCCAUGCUCGGAGUGUCGCUGCUCAUGGAGGACGUCCUGAACGGAGGAGGAGAGGCCCAGCCUGUGCGUCUCCAUGGCAACAAAGAUGACCUUCGGCAUGAUACUAAACCCAACGAAGUAAAGGACGAGCUGCAGAUAAAUCAUUGGCAACAAAGCUGCACAGAAGCUGAAGAAGAGAAAACAGAUUCCUUUCCUCCUCUUCAGGAUCCGAUCAGAAUCCAGUCUGUGCUGAAAGGUUUCCUGCUGCUGAUGAAGCAGCUCGAGGUCUUCAAGGAGAGCUGGGCCAGAAGGCGACUGGGCACCGACGUGUUCAGGAGUCCUGCUGCGUAUCAGACGUUUGUGAAACUUUACAGAGCUGAAGUCUUUGAUCCCAGUAUGAGAGCUCUGGCUCAGCAAAGGGGGAAAAAACUCGACUAUGAGGCCUCGAUCUCCGCCAGUCGGUCUCUCCUGCCCCCUCCUGGAGCCUCGGAGGUCGAUGUGAAAACCUGGCAGCUCCACCUGCUGCUGGAGGCCUCAGAGUGCGACAUGAUCCGAGCCGUGCAGAAGAAGAUCCACCGGGAGACGACUCUGGUGCUGUCAGAGAAAACUCGACAAGACGCUCGACUCCCCACAGAGCUGUGGAAGAAAACUCCUCUGAAGCACAGUUUGUCUCCGGAGCGUCCACAGAUGGUGGAAACGUUCGUCCAGCAGCUGAUGAACGGAGCUGAGCAGGAGGAUGGAGAGCUGAAGCUCUCUGAGGAUCACCUCCAUCAGUGUCUGACUCACCUCGGCUCCUCUGUGAUGGAUCGAGAACGUCGCUGCUUCCUUCUUUACUCGCAGUUUUAUGAGCAAAUCCUGCAGCAGCAGACUGAGCUUCUGUACCAGAGAGAGCAGGAUUUGAAGAGUUUUAGGGACAUUCAGACCAACAAUUCUCACAAAGAGGUGGCAGAUUUAUGUCGUGGGAUGAUGCUGGAGGUUUCAGGUCUGCAGGCUCGAGUCGCUCAGCUGGAAGAAGAGAAGAAGACUUUAGAGGAGCAGCUCAGCCUCAAAUUCAGAGAAAGAUACAACCCUCUGGUGCGACACCUUUACUCCACCUGCAUCCAGCUCAAGGCCGGACUCGAUGAGUACCACCAGCAGAUAGAGCAGGAAGUGAGCGCGAUGGUUAACAGAACAAGAGCUGAAGGAGUGGACCGAAUCGUGAAGCUCAAGAAGAACUACGGCUGCACCAAAGACCACAACGAACUGGUGCUCACACAGCUGAAGAAGGAAGAAGUCCACGAGCUGAGGGCGGAGAACAGUCGGCUGGAGGCUCUGAUCUGUAAACUGAAGGCUCUGAGCUGCUGGAGGCAGACGGUCGAUCAGGAGAAACUUCACCGACAGCUGCUCCAGACUCAGCAGAGGGAGGUCAUGAGUCGCAGCGAGGCUCUCAGAGUGAAGCUGAUUUCAGAGGAGAAGGUGGUUUUGCUGCAGGAGGAGCUGGACGUCAGCCGGCAGGUUUUAGCUCGAUGUCAGGACGAGUGCAGCAGCACCAAGAAGCUGCUCGGCAGGAAGACGGAGGAGCUCCAGGUGGCCCGGCAUCAGUCGGCCCAGGAGGCCCGCAGCAGGAAGGAGCUGGACAGGUAUCGAGCAGAGAGUCUGGAACGAAUGAGAGCCGACGUGGACGACAGAGACAGACAGCUGACGGCGCUCGGCGAGCAGCUGGACCGAGGCAGCAGGAUGAACCGGCUGGAGAGGCAACGCAGCGCCAAGGAGAUCCAGCAGGUGAGGGGCCGGCUACAGCACGAGCGCAGCCUCAAACAGGAGGCCUUUCAACAAGUGGAUAAACUGCAGCACCAGGUGGAGGCAGCUUUGUCCAGAGGCACAUCAACAACAGGCCAAAGCAGGACUUAUUACACGCUGUCAGUCAGCAGAUUGAGCACUACAAGUCCCUCAGCAGGUCCACACAGAACCGGUCGGCAGCAGUCGGCCCUGCAGCCUGGCAGCUUCACAAACUACACCACGCUUCAGGACUGCACCACAGAGCCAAGACACCGGAGAGCAGAAACAGCCGGGAGCCGCUCAAACACGAGAAUAGACAGACCUAAAGCGGACUCGUCUCGCCUGCGCGUCCUGACUGCUGACGUGUUGUUACCAGACCUGUGA
Molecule: messenger RNA, 3585 nt
Organism: Stegastes partitus (bicolor damselfish)
Lineage: Eukaryota; Metazoa; Chordata; Actinopteri; Pomacentridae
Gene: ccdc162
Product: coiled-coil domain containing 162
Exons: 24
Coding region: 1-3585 (1194 amino acids)
Source: RefSeq, a predicted model, not a curated record